CUCGCUUCAAAAACUCAACUCUUGUGUCUUCCACUCGCAAGAAUAAUCUCCAAACCAAACCUUCAUCUGGUCAGUGCAGUAAACAAACUUUCACCAGUGUUUGAGGUUUGCACGAAAUUUGUGCUUUCCUUCGUGGACGAAAGCCUCAAAAGGAAGCCUGCAACUCCUCCCCUUUGAUCCGUCCGUUAUUGCUAUUAAAAUUACGUCAGGAAAAUGAUGGCUCAUCAGUUUUCUAGGAUUUUGGCAAGGCAACUUACGACAUCGGCUGUACAAAAUAAUGCUGCCGCUGCUGCUGCUGCUGCACCGGCAAAGACCAAAUUUGGCCCGUUGAGCGAUGAAGACAGGAUAUUCACAAAUCUUUAUGGUCGGCACGACUGGCGACUGAAGGGAGCCCUCAAGCGAGGGGAUUGGUAUAAAACGAAGGAAAUCCUGCUCAAGGGGUCAGAUUGGAUUAUACAAGAAAUCAAAACAUCAGGCCUCCGAGGUCGGGGUGGGGCUGGAUUCCCGACCGGAAUGAAAUGGAGUUUUAUGAAUAAGCCUGGCGAUGGAAGGCCUAAAUAUUUGGUGGUCAAUGCUGACGAGGGAGAACCAGGAACUUGUAAGGACCGUGAAAUUAUGCGCCAUGACCCACACAAGUUGGUUGAGGGGUGUUUAGUUGCUGGUAGAGCUAUGGGAGCUCGUGCUGCUUAUAUCUAUAUCCGAGGAGAAUUUUAUAACGAAGCAUCGAACAUGCAACUAGCUAUCAAUGAGGCUUAUCAAGCUGGAUUGAUUGGCAAAAAUGCAUGUGGAUCCGGUUACGACUUUGACAUUUUUAUGCAUAGAGGAGCUGGUGCCUAUAUCUGUGGCGAGGAGACUGCGCUUAUUGAAUCACUGGAAGGCAAACAAGGAAAGCCUAGACUGAAGCCCCCAUUUCCUGCUGAUGUUGGAGUGUUUGGUUGUCCGACGACAGUCGCAAACGUUGAAACUGUUGCAGUAGCACCAUCAAUUUGUAGGCGUGGAGGAGAAUGGUUUCUUAGUUUUGGAAGAACGAGAAAUUCUGGAACGAAAUUGUUCAAUAUUUCUGGUCAUGUAAAUUACCCAUGCACAGUCGAAGAAGAAAUGUCGAUUCCGCUCAAGGACCUUAUUGAACGACAUUGCGGAGGAAUUAUUGGUGGUUGGGAUAACUUAUUGGGAGUAAUUCCUGGUGGUUCUUCAACUCCCAUCAUCCCUAAAAGUGUAUGCGACGAUGUACCCAUGGACUUUGACGGAUUAGUAGCUGCGCAGACUGGUCUUGGAACUGCGGCUUUGAUUGUAAUGAACAAGCAGACCGAUGUCAUUAAAGCUAUUCACCGGUUGAUAGAAUUUUAUAAACAUGAAUCAUGUGGACAAUGUACACCAUGUCGUGAAGGGGUGGGAUGGAUGAACAAAAUCAUGGCUAGGUUUGUGAAGGGACAAGCAAAACCUGAGGAAAUUGACAUGUUAUGGGAAAUCAGUAAACAAAUUGAAGGUCAUACUAUUUGUGCUUUGGGAGAUGGUGCAGCCUGGCCGGUUCAGGGGCUAAUUCGCCACUUUAGACCAGUGGUAGAAGAACGCAUGAAGAAAUACGAAGAACAGUCAGCCAAAGCAGCAUCAAGCCGCUAAAACAAUAGAAAAAUAAUUAGCGUAGUCCGAUUAUGUACAUAAAAAUAAUGAUUCUGGAUUGGCGUGAUUAGAGUAAUUUAUCAUGUAAUAAUAAUUUGACUCUGCCAUUUUCAUUGUAUUCGAACCUUAAAGCCAACUACACUAUACACAUUGUUAAAUUUUUGUCGCAGUACCAAAAUAUCAAAUAAAACCCAAGUUCUAGUUUUACGAUGUGUGUAAUCCACAAAAA
This is a messenger RNA of Folsomia candida, 1849 nucleotides long. It is a transcript of the gene ND-51, whose product is annotated as NADH dehydrogenase [ubiquinone] flavoprotein 1, mitochondrial. Gene Ontology annotation, biological process: mitochondrial electron transport, NADH to ubiquinone. Bases 214 to 1620 code for a protein of 468 amino acids. NCBI's taxonomy places the organism in Eukaryota, Metazoa, Arthropoda, Collembola, Entomobryomorpha, Isotomidae. Gene Ontology annotation, molecular function: NADH dehydrogenase (ubiquinone) activity; 4 iron, 4 sulfur cluster binding; FMN binding. The record is from RefSeq and is a predicted model, not a curated record. The transcript is spliced from 14 exons.